AGCGCCCGGACGUCAUACCGGACUCUACCUUGGCGACCACCUCAUCGAGUGCGUCAAGACUUGGGGAAUUCGGGACCGGGUGCUCUCGAUCGUCUGCGACAACGCCAGUGUCAACGACUCGAUGAUCGAGGCCGUGGGGGAGCAGGAGUGGAAGCGAUUCUACUCGGACAAGGGUCGAGUCCGAUGUUUCGCUCAUAUCUUGAACUUGAUUUCGGGGGCUAUCAUAGAAGGGGCUACCGGACUCAAGUGGGAUGAAGAGGAGGAGGAGAAGGCCGACGACGACGAAGACGUCUACCCGGAGGAACCGUUCGACGAGGACGGGAACAUCGUUCCCGAUGUCGAAGACUUGGAAGACGAUCAAGAGGUUCUU
This is a messenger RNA of Filobasidium floriforme, 370 nucleotides long. RefSeq lists its product as uncharacterized. The record is from RefSeq and is a predicted model, not a curated record. The transcript is spliced from 2 exons. The annotation marks the transcript as partial. NCBI's taxonomy places the organism in Eukaryota, Fungi, Basidiomycota, Tremellomycetes, Filobasidiales, Filobasidiaceae.